CCGAGAGCUACAGCGUGCGCCCAGAAGACGUGUACCUGGUUCACGAUGACCUGGAGAAGCCCCUGGGCAAGGUGGCCAUCAAGCUGGGAGGCAGCGCGAGGGGACACAACGGGGUCCGAUCCUGCAUCAGUGCUUUGCAGUCCAGUGAGAUGACCCGACUCAGGGUUGGCAUCGGGCGCCCGGAGGGUGAAGUGUCCGUGUCCAGCUAUGUCCUGGCUCCCUUCAGUGCCGGGGAGCAGGAGAGGCUGGAGCAGAUCCUGGCCCAGGCAGCGACGUUCCUGCUGGAGCACAUCCUGGAGAGGAGAGCACCUGCCGGCAGGCAGCUCAUGUCCUGCCCGAGCUCCUGCAGCAGCUUCAGACACAGUUUGGUACAGAAGUGA
Molecule: messenger RNA, 380 nt
Organism: Merops nubicus (carmine bee-eater)
Lineage: Eukaryota; Metazoa; Chordata; Aves; Coraciiformes; Meropidae
Gene: PTRH1
Product: peptidyl-tRNA hydrolase 1 homolog (S. cerevisiae)
Exons: 3
Molecular function (GO): peptidyl-tRNA hydrolase activity
Source: RefSeq, a predicted model, not a curated record